AAGCAUAGUAAAGAAAGAAGCGCAGGCCUAGCUUUAGUGAAAUUAUUUUGUCACGUUUGUUUUUAAGUUGGCACCGGGACUCAGCUGUUUCUUGUUACGUCGUUUUUGCAUCUCUUGUAACUGAAGUCAGCCGGGGUUGUCUCAUGUUUUUACUAAGAACUGGCAAAAAGUGAAGUGAAGAGGUUGGUUUGAUGUGCGUGACAUCACAACAAGAGGCACCAUGAGUGCGGAGCUGGAUGCACUGACUGUGGUGAACCAGCUGCGAGAUCUCGCCGCAGACCCCCUGAACCGGAGAGCCAUAGUAGAAGACCAGGGCUGUCUGCCAGGUCUCAUCCUUUUUUUGGACCACCCCAACCCACAAGUCGUCUACUCUGCACUACUCGCCGUCCGCUACCUGGCAGAAUGUCGAGCCAACAGGGAGAAGAUGAAGGGCGAGCUGGGCAUGAUGCUGAGUUUGCAGAAUGUCAUGCAGAAGAGUACAUCACCUGGGGAGACCAAACUGCUGUCCUCUGAGAUCUAUGAGAUUCUGCAGUCGGCUGGUAAAGAAGAGGCCGAACAAGCAGAAGCAGCUGCUGCCUCCUGCCGGCGUAAGGCCCAGUUCUUCCUGGGCUCCAACAACAAGAGGGCCAAAACUGUGGUGCUGCACAUCGAUGGACUGGAUGACUCUACUCGAAGGAGCCUGUGUGAGGAGGCCUUGCUAAAGAUCCGAGGGGUCAUCAGCUUCACCUUCCAGAUGGCUGUCAAGAGAUGUGUUGUCAGGAUCCGCUCUGACCUUAAAGCUGAGGCACUGGGCACAGCAAUCAACUCCACCAAAGUAAUGACGGCUCAGCAGGUGGUGAAGACAGAAGACGGAGGAGAGCUGAUGCUGCCAUUCCAGGAGGGCUCUGAGGUGCUGGUAGAGGAGAACACGGACAUCCCAGACUACCUGCCUGAGGACGAGAGUCCGUCCCAGGAGCCGGACAAGGCUGUCACACGUGUAGGCUCUAUCACAGACGGAAUAGGCUGGCUCAGCACGGCUGCCAACUUCCUGACCCGCUCUUUUUACUGGUGACCACUUCCUGUGUUCCUCUCCCCGCUCACUGUUUUCCCAAAAGUACCAUCCAGCUGCAGCGUUAGCAUCUCUCAGCCUAAUCCCGGACUAAGCCCUGCCUCUCGGUCCUACACUAGUCUAGACUCCCCUCUGUAAAGCACAGAGAGCCCGGCCACACGUGUGCAACAAGUGCUGGACUGCUGGGUGGAGCCUGCAAUAACUUUAACUUGUGUAUAUAUUUAGCUACAAACCUCACUACGGGCUGUACGUGCACAAUUAUAUACUAGCUGCAUUUGUAUCUCACACAACAUAGUCAGAGGACUUUUAAUCAGCCCGAAACCAAAUAGUAUUCUGGAAAAGAGUUUCAUGGCGUUGAGAGAGUUGACACGUGGCAGGUGUAUUUCAUUGUUCUUUGGCUGAUUUUGCGUACAUUGAAAAUUGGGAGUUCCUUUUUUCUUUUUUCUUUUUUUU
Molecule: messenger RNA, 1501 nt
Organism: Seriola dumerili (greater amberjack)
Lineage: Eukaryota; Metazoa; Chordata; Actinopteri; Carangiformes; Carangidae
Gene: armc1
Product: armadillo repeat-containing protein 1-like
Exons: 7
Coding region: 221-1051 (276 amino acids)
Molecular function (GO): metal ion binding; protein binding
Source: RefSeq, a predicted model, not a curated record